GCUCUGAGCCUCCAUGUCUACAUAAUGGAUAACGCGACCUUCAACUCCUCGCUAUGACGGCCGACCUCCACCUACGCUCCCGCUCCAAGAGCUCCGCGCGUUCAUGGUUUUUCGGAAUACGCGACCAUCUCAGCAUGGCUUGGCCCCAGGUCAUCACCUGCGUCAAGACGAGCUCCUCGCAUCUUUGGCGUGCAUUUCGACCUCUAUCUUGGGGAGGACAUGGGCGUGUAUACGGUUGAUGGGCUGUCGUGGCCGGAUAAGCCAAGGCCUAUGCGCAACUUCUGUCAUCCCCGUGGCGAAGACGACUAUCCCACCCCCCGAGCCCACAUCGUCUUUCGGGGCUUUUAAGAGUCCUCGAGCAUUUCCCAGCAGCCCAUCCCUUUUUCUCGAGGCCGCAAGCUACGAGGUUCAUAUCGCCGUCCGGCUUGAGCAUGACGCCCUCAUAUCUGGAUCGCCAGCUGCACAUCGCACACCCUCCCCGGAAAAGGUACUCGCCGCAAGCAGGCCCUACCGAAGUCCGCUCGCUGCUUCUUCGUGGACGACGCGCUCCGACAUGACCGAUCGCGAUUCCAGAAAAUCGCGCGCGCCGUCUCGCAACGAGUGCAUAUUGAACGUUGAGUUCGGUGCAUCGACAGCCGAGAUGGCCUCCAACAGGAGGGAGCUCUGUGGUGGCCAAUCAAGCCCCCACCACUGCGAUCGUCGUUGCCGGAAUUCAUCUACAACCAACAUGCUCGCCAGUACUGACCCCGACAAUCCUCGCUAGGCUCCUCACGCGAUGCAGUUUACACGCCCCUGGUAUCCUCAAGCAAAAUAAGACUCUGCUGAUCGAGUACUGUCCUCGCAUGGAUGUGUAGUCCUCGUAGACUGCCAGAGCAGAUGGAGUAGUCGCACUGCGACGUCGAUGAAACCAAAAGUUAUGCUCGCUAUUGACCUUAAGAUCCGGCUGCAACUAGAGAUUCUCCCCGCCGUACAGCGAGGCUCGAGCGCGCUAUGAUUCUGGCUACCAAGCUCCUUAACCCUGCGCUAUGCAUAGCACGUCGAGUCGUCCAGCGCGCUUGAGAGGAUGACUGGAGAAGGGGCUGGUUCGCUUUAGGCCUCGGAGACAAUGGACCCUUGUAUAUAUCCACACUGUAGAUACCUCCUGUACGUAGCUCUCCUUCAUGGUAUUGUACACCUUGUGUUCUCAUCG
This is a messenger RNA of Schizophyllum commune H4-8, 1189 nucleotides long. RefSeq lists its product as uncharacterized. Lineage: Eukaryota; Fungi; Basidiomycota; Agaricomycetes; Agaricales; Schizophyllaceae. The coding region runs from base 104 to 763 and encodes 219 amino acids. The transcript is spliced from 2 exons. The record is from RefSeq and is a predicted model, not a curated record.